AUGUCGCUCGCAUUAGGAAAGCGCAAGCGCACUGUUACAACGAAAUCAGCAGCUCCCUCAAAGAAAGCAACAAUCGCAAAGCCAGCACCACCACCUCCGGCGCCAGCAGCAGAAUCAGAUGCGGAAGAUAGAGAAGCCAUGAACGAGGCAUUCCGCCGCGCUUUUGAGAAGAGAUUCAAAGCGAUAGAAGAGGAAAAGCCAAAGGAAGCAGAAGUUGAAGAGGAGGACGAUGAGGAAGAAGAUGAAGACUGGGAUGGCAUUUCAGAAGAGGAAGAGGACCAUGAGGAUGAGAUCGAAGUGGUCGAACACAACAUGUCAAAUUUCUCGCGCGACCGAGCAGACAAGGCAGCGCUGAAAGCAUUUAUGUCCUCGAAACCACCAACAUCUUCAGACGCGCCUGCCACCACGUCCAAACAACCGACGAAAAAGAAAGAAGACGACGCCGACAACCCCACCGAACAAGACGACCUCAAAAACGAUCUCGCCCUUCAACGCCUGCUCAAAGAAUCACAUCUCCUCGACUCCUCAUUCUCCUCUACCGACCCUUCUGGCAAGAACCGCCAUAAAGCCACCGAUCUCCGUCUCCUCGAACUCGGCUCCAAGACGUCCAUUUUCGCUCAAAAGAAUAUGCCUAAACACCAACGAGUCGGCAUUCAAAAGAAAAAGGAGAACAAAGAGGCAGAGAGGAGGAGGGAGGCCAAGGAGAAUGGAAUUGUGCUUGAAAGGGUUAGGAAGGAAGGAACAGAUGGAAGAGGAGGUGGCUUUGGAGGUGGUGGUAGCAAAAGAGAACGGGGAAUUGGCAAUCCGAGUGUGGGAAGAUUCAGCGGUGGUACUCUGAAGCUGAGUAAGAGGGAUGUGGAAGGCAUCACUGGACCCAAGAGCUCGGGACGAGGAGGAAGAGGCGGUAAGGGCGGACGAGGUGGUGGUAGAGGUGGCGGUAGAGGUGGAAGAGGAGGAAAGAGGUAG
Aureobasidium pullulans EXF-150 is the source of this 966-nucleotide messenger RNA. RefSeq lists its product as uncharacterized. Gene Ontology annotation, cellular component: nucleolus. NCBI's taxonomy places the organism in Eukaryota, Fungi, Ascomycota, Dothideomycetes, Dothideales, Saccotheciaceae. Gene Ontology annotation, biological process: maturation of SSU-rRNA from tricistronic rRNA transcript (SSU-rRNA, 5.8S rRNA, LSU-rRNA). The record is from RefSeq and is a predicted model, not a curated record. Bases 1 to 966 code for a protein of 321 amino acids. The transcript has 2 exons.